AUGGCUACGGCCCACGGACUUGAAAUCCUUAUCUAUCAUCUACGCUUAUCAGCUCGAAUAACUCACCUUGUUCUAAUAUCUGCUUACCCCGCUGCUCUGGUUCUAGUGGAGCUCACACUGACUAUGGGGAACUCUUGCUCUGCAGGCUUGUUAACUCUUGUGAAUCAAGAUGAUGACAAAACUGCUCUUCAGGUGAGAAACUUGAGCGGCCAUCGGAUAUCAGCCAUUCCGAUCUCUGGAUCAUUUGUCUACAACACGAUACUUUCAAACGGAGUAUACGAAUCCACACUUCAUAGAGUGAUCAAUAACUCUCUGCAAUACCGAGUACAAAAAGCGGCUGGAAGCAAUGACUGGAACUUGCAAUCGGAAUUGCUAGAAAGGAAUGAAGUUGGACCCUUUUUGGACAUUCUGGAGAAAGGGACCACCUAG
Molecule: messenger RNA, 429 nt
Organism: Arabis nemorensis
Lineage: Eukaryota; Viridiplantae; Streptophyta; Magnoliopsida; Brassicales; Brassicaceae
Source: the annotation of a GenBank genome assembly